ACAGGGGCUUUGAUCUCACUUUCCGGACAGCGGAUGAUGCUGGCCUCUCCCUGAUAAAAUACGGAGAAUUUCUCUAUGACAACUUGAUCAUCUUCUCACCAUCCAUAGAAGAUUUUGGUGGAAACAUCAAUGUGGAGACGAUCACUGCUUUCAUUGAUGGUGGCGGCAGCGUCCUCGUCGCUGCCAGCUCGGACAUCGGAGACCCACUGCGAGAGCUGGGCAGCGAGUGUGGGAUCGAGUUUGAUGAGGAAAGGACGGCUGUCAUUGACCAUCACAACUACGAUAUAUCCGACCCCGGCCAGCACACCCUGAUAGUGGCGGACACUGAAAAUCUCCUGAAGGCCCCCACCAUCGUGGGGAAGGCGGCGCUGAACCCCAUACUUUUCCGAGGAGUUGGGAUGGUGGCCGAUCCUGACAACCCGCUGGUGCUGGACAUCCUGACCGGCUCCUCCACCUCCUACUCCUUCUUCCCAGAUAAGCCCAUUACCCAGUACCCUCACGCGGUUGGGAAGAACACCCUCCUGAUCGCCGGACUCCAAGCCCGGAACAACGCCCGCGUUGUUUUCAGUGGUUCCUUGGAUUUCUUUAGCGAUGCCUUCUUCAAUUCCGCGGUGCAGAAAGCCACUCCUGGCUCCAAGAGAUACUCGCAGACGGGUAAUUACGAGCUGGCCGUCGCCUUGUCGCGCUGGGUGUUCAAGGAGGAGGGAGUGCUGCGCGUGGGAGCUGUUUCCCACCACCGCGUGGGCGAGCUCACGCCACCCAACGCCUACACCGUCACCGACCUGGUGGAGUACAGCAUCGUAAUCGAAAAGCUUUCCGACGGCAAGUGGGUCCCCUUUGACGGAGACGACAUUCAGCUGGAGUUUGUCCGCAUCGAUCCCUUCGUGCGGACCUUCCUGAAGAGGAACGGUGGCAAAUACAGCGUGCGCUUCAAGCUGCCGGACGUGUACGGCGUGUUCCAGUUCAAAGUGGAUUAUAACCGCCUGGGUUACACCCACCUCUACUCCUCCACCCAGGGGUCCGUGCGUCCUCUCCAGCACACGCAGUACGAACGGUUUAUCCCCUCGGCGUACCCCUACUACGCCGGCGCCUUCUCCAUGAUGGUCGGCCUCUUCAUGUUCAGCAUCGUCUUCCUGCACAUGAAGGAGAAGGAGAAAUCCGACUGA
Messenger RNA from Pterocles gutturalis (yellow-throated sandgrouse), 1166 nucleotides. RefSeq names its product dolichyl-diphosphooligosaccharide--protein glycosyltransferase subunit (non-catalytic) (gene DDOST). The record is from RefSeq and is a predicted model, not a curated record. The transcript has 10 exons. The annotation marks the transcript as partial. NCBI's taxonomy places the organism in Eukaryota, Metazoa, Chordata, Aves, Pterocliformes, Pteroclidae. Gene Ontology annotation, cellular component: endoplasmic reticulum membrane; oligosaccharyltransferase complex.